Messenger RNA from Clupea harengus (Atlantic herring), 1821 nucleotides. RefSeq lists its product as uncharacterized. The record is from RefSeq and is a predicted model, not a curated record. NCBI's taxonomy places the organism in Eukaryota, Metazoa, Chordata, Actinopteri, Clupeiformes, Clupeidae.
CUCUGAGAUGGGGCUUUUGUUUGAAAUGACUUGCUUUGUACCAGCUGCUUGGAUACAGUCUCUUAGACUGAGCUGAGCCAAAGGCAGAGGCUGUUCUUCAGCUUGACUCAUUGCAUAACAAUAACUCUGUCUUCAGGAAGCCUUUGCAGAUUGUAUUCACCUGAAACUUUGACUUUUUCAACCCGUACACUGGGCAAAUGAAGCAGCCAUAGCUAUUUCUUCCAUUGGAAUACACAGAGGGGUUGCUACCCACUCCCUGCGUGGCUCCGCAGUCAAGGGCAUCAAGUCUUCCCAUUUCCCCUCCCUUCCCAUCUCUGUAGACCAUGGAUUACUAUCACCCAUAUUCAUACCACAAAUACUACCCCAUGUUCUCCUCAGGGAUCAGUCAGUACACACACUGGCCCAGUCAUUUCCUUCCUCCAAUCCAGCCCCCUUCUCAGCUGCCUGUGACCUUGGUGGUACCAAGUAUCGGUGGUCCGCAAGAAACAACAGGUCAGACGGAGUUCCACUUCUUCUACGGAUCAAUGCCGGUACAGGUGUCUGUUCCUCCCUGGCAUUACAACAAACCCUUAUGGUCUCAGCCCUUUGUGAAGCCACCACUAAGCCAGAGACUGGGCCCUGUUAAACCUAACCACAGCCAGCCCCUCACAGCGUCCUGGCCUGACACAUUCACCCUGAGGGGGGAGCUCCGAUGGGGGAGGCUGGAGAGGGUUUAUGGCCCCCGCAGGGAACUUCCAGACCUUGUCAAGGAGGACUUGCGACGGGUGUAUGGCACCUACCCCCGGACCGACGUGAGCAUCAGCUUCCAGGGCGGGGAGUUUGUGGUGCACGGAGACCCGCGGGUGGGCGAGCAGGAGUACAGAGUGGAAAAGAAAGUGGUGCGUCAGCUGGAGAGCCCUGAAGCAGAUAGUGUGAGUGUGACAGUGGAGCAAAGGAGAAAGAAGAGAGCAAAGCGUGUGAAGUAAUGAGGUAUGGAGAUAUGUUAUGGUCAUGACUACAGACUUUACAUCAGGACUUUCUGGUAGUGGGGUGACAGAAGUUUAUCAGAUGUAUGUGGAAACGGGACUGUACUCGCAGACAUAAACAUAGAAGCUGUAGCAAUAAAAAAAAUGUCUCCUUGUAAUAAAACAUUUUCUAAAACAUGACAUCUUCGGGUAAUCUUCGCUUCCCUACUGUUAAGCUCCGUGAUCACAUUUCUGCGUUGUGAACUGUUUUGUCAUUAUUUAGCGGGUGACACAGUAGCGGAGUUGCGUUUUAUACUUUUAGUUAUACUUUUUUGUCUGGUGUAAAGUUGAGAACUUCGGUUACCGGGGAGGAUUCCUUUCUGGGGGGUUUCCAUUCUAUUGUUUUAUUUCUUUGUUUAUGGAAAUUUCUGUUUUUCUCUGGCACCUGGGCUGCCCUUUGUCUGGUUAUGAACCUAAGUAGGCCUAAAUGUGCGCCGGGAGGACACGUUGUGUGUAAACGUGAUAACUCUUUUGUUUUAUUUACACUCUUAUGUUUAAAAGUUCUUCAAAGGUUGUGGAAAUGGUGUGAAGAGUUUUGGGCCUUGUUGUGAUGCCGAACUGCCGUUCUAUUGUGUUCUUUAGAGGAACACAAAUAACGUUAGUAGCCUACUGAAUUGCGGCUGCAGUAACGCUGUUUAAACCUGCAGCUGAAACUCUGAAGCCUGUGUUUUUUUCUUUAUGUUAAUUUAGUUGUUUCUGUGUGUAGGCUAAACGAAGAGGUCUUUCACCGAAGAACGUUUUUUCCCCUCCUUUUGCCGAAGCUGCAUGCUUUUCUCGAUGCGGAAGAUCCACCUUGUUUUCCCCUAAAGUGACUAUU